AUGGAAAAAACAAAAUACGUCGACCGCGAGAUUCCAAAGAUCUCCCUCGCAAACUUCGAGCAACGCAUCAACGAAAUCACCGCACAACUCGUCAAUGCCGCUGAGAAUGUUGGUUUCUUCUCGAUUACCGAUCAUGGCAUCUCUGCCGACGAGGUUGAGUCCAUGUUCAAAGUCUCCGAAUCUUUCUUCGUCCUCCCCAACGACGUGAAAGCGACAGUCCCCUGGAACCCGAACAAUGUUGGCUGGGAGAACAUGUCGCAGGUCCGGCCCUCUACUGGUGCCCCGGAUGGAAAGGAAUCGUACCAAUUGCAGUUUGGGGAUAAUAUGAAGGGCUUGUGGAUGUCGGAUGAGCAUGUACCUGGGUUCAAGGACAAUUGCAUGGAGUUUAUGCACAGAGUGCAGAAGGUAUCGGAGAAGUUGAUGAUCUGCUUUGCCAGAGGGUUGGGCUUCGAAGACGACUUCUUCAACAAGGUGCAUGAUGUUUCGAGGCCGGAUUCACAGUCGUGCUGUCGAUUACUACAUUACUAUGCGACACCAGAGACGAACGACGGCAAGAUACAUCAUCGAGCCGGUGCACAUGCAGAUUGGGGCUUCCUGACUGUGCUAUUUCAAAGAGAAGGCCAGAGUGGACUGGAGAUCUGCCCAGGUCGGGAGGUCGUGACAGAAUUCGCUCUGGGAGAUACGUGGACCAAGGUGGAUUUGAAAGCUGGAGACAUAAUCUGUAAUAUCGGAGAUUUGCUCAUGUCGUGGUCGGACGAUCGCUUCAAGUCGACUUUCCACAGAGUGAAAGCUCCAUGUGAACCAGGAGACUACUAUGGCGAGCGUUACAGCAUUGCGUACUUCAGCCAACCUGUCAAGGACGCUAUCAUUCAAGGUCCGAAGAAGAAAUAUCCGGCGGUUACUGGUCGUCAAUUCACGGAGAAUGCGAUAAAGAAAUACUUUGCGGCGCUGAAGGCGAAGGUGGAAUCGGACACACCAAAGUCUGUUACACAUACUCAAGAUCCAGUCUCGGCAGCGGUUUCUGCGACAGCGUAG
Molecule: messenger RNA, 1035 nt
Organism: Mollisia scopiformis
Lineage: Eukaryota; Fungi; Ascomycota; Leotiomycetes; Helotiales; Mollisiaceae
Product: Clavaminate synthase-like protein
Exons: 2
Coding region: 1-1035 (344 amino acids)
Molecular function (GO): dioxygenase activity
Source: RefSeq, a predicted model, not a curated record